UUUAAAACUACUUUCACCCCUGUAACAAUGAAUACAAUACAAUAAAUUAUUUUAUCUUUUUAUUAGUCGGCACUUAAAAGGACUCAAUUUCCCAUAAAUCCUUGGGUCUUGCCGGUUUUCCUGCUGUGACGUAUUUGGAAGUUAGCUUCCAAAUACGUCUGUAAAUACCCAUAGGUCUAAACAGCGGAAGGUUGCGUUUGAGUUUGAAGUUUAAACAUUUAAACUUAUCAACGUAGCUCAAGCCGAAGACUUUGGGGACUUAAGGACUGCCAUUUUACUAUGUUUUGUGAAAUAUUUCAACAUAUGAGCUGACAGCCACAAGGUUAGCUGUUUUGGACUUACUCGGCUCCUUUUGAGACGGCAACCCAAUGGUAGAAUGCUGUCUGUUCAAACUGCCUCUGUUUUGUUAAGCUUUGCACCCCUGUUGGUGCUUAGUGUUCCUCCUAUUUGGACCCAACCAGAGCAGGUGCAUCUCUCCUAUGCAGGAGUGCUGGGCUCCAUGGUGGUGACCUGGACCACAUUUAAUAAGACAGACAGCAAGGUGGAAUAUGGUCUUCAGGGGCGUCGAUUCUUCGAGAUGAGUGCCGAAGGAGAUGCUACUGUUUUUGUGGACUCAGGAGAGGAGAAGCGGAAGAUGUUCAUCCACAGAGUCACCCUCACAGGCCUCAAACCAGCUGCUACAUAUGUCUACCAUUGUGGCAGUGAUGAAGGCUGGAGUGACAUAUUCUCCUUCACCGCACUCAACAGUAGCUCCAGUUUCAGUCCCAGGUUUGCUCUCUAUGGUGAUCUGGGCAACGAGAACCCCCAGUCGCUGGCUCGACUGCAAAAGGAGACUCAGCUUGGCAUGUAUGAUGUCAUCCUGCACAUAGGGGACUUUGCCUACGAUAUGCAUGAGGACAAUGCCCGAAUUGGAGAUGAGUUUAUGAGGCAGAUUCAGUCCAUCGCCGCCUAUGUUCCCUACAUGACCUGUCCAGGCAACCAUGAAUCUACAUACAACUUUUCGAACUACAGGAAUCGCUUCAGCAUGCCGGGUCAGACUGAGAGCCUGUGGUACAGCUGGAACCUGGGGUCAGCACACAUCAUCUCCUUCUCCACAGAGGUUUACUUCUACCUUGAAUAUGGCAUGGAUCUUAUCUUUAAGCAGUACAAUUGGCUGAAGCAAGAUCUGGAGGAAGCCAACAAACCGGAUAACAGAGCAGUACAUCCAUGGAUCAUCACCAUGGGACACAGACCCAUGUACUGCUCUGAUGAUGACCAGGAUGACUGCACAAAGUUUGACUCUUGGGUCCGAGUGGGACGUAAUGACAUCAAACCACCAGCCCCUGGUCUCGAGGAUCUAUUUUACCACUAUGGGGUAGAUGUUGAGCUGUGGGCACACGAGCACACCUAUGAACGACUCUGGCCUGUGUACGGUGACAAGGUGUACAAUGGAAGCAAAGAGCAGCCCUAUGUAAACCCAAAGGCUCCAGUACAUAUUAUAACAGGCUCUGCUGGCUGCAGAGAGAGAACUGACAGGUUUAAUCCAAACCCCAAAGAGUGGAGCGCUUUCCGCAGCACUGACUAUGGCUACAGCCGCAUGCAAGUGGUUAACACCACCCACAUUUAUUUGGAGCAGGUCUCUGAUGACCAGUAUGGCAAAGUGAUUGACAGCAUAUGGGUGGUGAAAGAAAAGCACGGUUUCUCUGCCUGGCUGUGAGGACCUUCCUUAAAGAAAAAAAAAGAACUGCUUACAGAAGCACUUUACCUUUCAGACAAGCAAUCAUGCAGUGAUAUAUUUUGUUAUUUUAUGUAAUUUUGAAGUUCAUCAGCUGUGAAAUCAACAUAUAAUAAUCUAAUGUAAAUGUAUGUAAUGGGGACCUUGACGUAUAGCUUGCAAACACAAUGUGAAGCCCUCACAUUUGAAUAAAUGUGUUGUUGUUUUUGUUAA
Molecule: messenger RNA, 1927 nt
Organism: Poecilia reticulata (guppy)
Lineage: Eukaryota; Metazoa; Chordata; Actinopteri; Cyprinodontiformes; Poeciliidae
Gene: acp7
Product: acid phosphatase 7, tartrate resistant (putative)
Molecular function (GO): metal ion binding; acid phosphatase activity
Source: RefSeq, a predicted model, not a curated record